AUUUUACUACUAUAUGACAACUGAUAUUUGUAAAGAAUAAUAAGAACAUAAAUUAAAAUUAUAAUACCGAAAUAAAAGAAUAAAGAAGAAUUGCAGAGUCGAGAUAAUUAAUCUCUUUCCUUAAAUUUUUAAACGCCCCGUAGUGUGAGAGUUUCAUGACGCUCAGAUUCCCAGGAUACAACUGCAGCAUUGCUUCUGUUUACCAUCACCGAAAAACAGAAUCUAUCGACCAUAUUUUUGUGAUGUACUCUCAUACUCAAAAACUAAAAAAUAAAUUAUUCAAGUGGAAGAAUUUUUUUGUUGUUGUUGAACGUAUGAAUCCAUCUUUCUAAAUGAGAGCACAAGUGUUGUUUUAUAACUCUCAAAGAGUAAAACGUACAUUGUGACCAUUAUGGAGUAUUCAAUAACGUUUGAAUUAUCAUUAUGGUGAAAUGAUUCCCCUGAGUAAUGAUAACACGUUACUUUUCAAAGUUCAUUUUGUUUGAUUGACCAAAUCAAUUGCAACAAAAUACUAUCUAAUGGGUUCAUAUUUUAUAUUGUAAAAACAUAAAAUGUUAUUGUGAAUAAGAUUAAUAAGUUAAUGGACUUAAUCCAAUUAACAAAUUUAAUCUAAAUUCAACCCAAAUAUUUCAAAGUGAAACAAUUGCUAAUUUUUCAUAUUUAGCUAAUUUAAAGUUUUACCAGCUUUGUAAAACAUUCACUUUGGAUCUCCAUUUUUCAUUUAAACCAAUUCCAAUUUUGACAUGUAUCUGACAUUCGGUUAUUCUGACAAAUGUCUUCGUUCGGAAAUUUACCGAAAAAGAGUCUUAAACCAUUUCGUCAAAAACGAGUUCCAACACAUCUAAAUAAUUAAGUGUAAAAUAAAUUAUCAAACUCGCUUUACAUCUCAUGCGUAUACGUGAGUUCUUUUUUUUUUGGUUAUAAAUUCAAUCAAUCCAUCUUUAUCUCAUUUUAUGCAUAUGGUCAAGACAUCAAAACCACAAUCUCCCUUUUAUUUGUUUUGUUAUGUAUGAGGAUAUAAUAUAAGAUUAGCGGGCUAAGCAACGGCUUAUUAUCAUCAUUUGUUAUUUUUUCAGACUAAGUUUAUUUAUACUAAACAAUUAUUGUUUACAAAUAUUUAAUAUGAUUUUCAUGAUAUUUAAAGUUAAUAUUAUUUAAUUUUUGAAUAUUAAAUGCGAGAAAGCCACUGGUGAUUUUCUUUUUAUCCACCUCUACAUAAACGCAAAUUCACAUUAAUCACAUGUAUCUCAAUAAAUGGCCCAACAGAGUCAAUUAUUAUCUCUGUUAUGUGAUUUUUUUUUUGAAACCUAUUAAGUUGUGUCCGUAUCAUCUAAAUUUUAUUCCAUAUCAUCUUCACUAUUCCAUUUAUAUAUAACACUUUCUGUCACCUACCAAACCUUCAAAAAUGAUCUUCUCUUCCACAAAACUUCUCUAAAAAUGUAGUCAAUGGUAUCUUUGUCGUUCAAAUCUGAAAAUGAAUCUAUUAACCUUUCUAUAUUUUAUCAAUGAAAAUUUACUUUGUUAGAUAUAUGAGAAUAACCAAGGCCACAUUUUUUCUUUUUACAAUCACUAAUUAUUAAUUAAGACUACUUUCUUUUGCAGGUUUCACCGGUGGAAUGAAAAGGUAGUAUAGCAAUAUUAUAGGAAUGACAAACGGUGUAUCGAUAUAUUAGGGAAAUUGGCCAUAAAACAAAUAUGUUUUGCGUCAUCUUCCUAUUGGGUCCUAGGGCAAGACACCUAAUGUUGUCCUUAUCUUUGUUGGAUUAAAAAAACAGACUUCUUGUUUCAGAGAUUGAUCGAGAUGGAGUUCUGUCCAACAUGUGGGAACUUGCUGCGUUACGGUCAAUCACAGUUCUUCUGCUCGACAUGUCCUUACAUCGCCCGCAUAGAAAGACAGGUUGAGAUAAAGAAGAAGCAAUUGCUGGUUAAGAAAUCCAUUGACCCAGUUGUGAAGAAAGAUGAUAUACCAAAAGGACCUGAAACUGAAGCACCUUGUCCAAGAUGCGGACACGACAAGGCAUACUUCAAAACAAUGCAGAUUCGUUCAGCGGAUGAGCCAGAAUCGAGAUUUUAUAGAUGCGUCAAAUGCGAGCAAACUUGGCGCGAAGAAUGAUCUCUUUAUAUUUUUCCUCCAUCCACAAUAAAAGAAAGCCAAUCUAUCUAAACAUUAAUUUUGCUCUUUUGAGUUUUUUUUUGUUUGUUGUCGUAAUAUUAUCAAUUUUCGAUAGCUUUCAGAGUUAUAUGCCUUUGUUUUGUUUAGGAAUGUUUCUGUGUGAUUUAACCUUGCUUUUGAUGUAUCUCCCACGGUUCUGAUAAGGACAAACGCAGAGAAGGCUAAGAAGGUUUACAUUGUUGUCUGAAUGAAAGAGUUUGUAGAAGUCAAUAAGUUUGCUUAUGGAUGUGUUUUGUGGUUUCAGGCUGUGAGCAUAAACGAGUUUUAAGAGAUACUGAGGAGGAGGUCGUGGAAGGGGACGUGGUGGUCGUGACCGGGGAGGUGCUUCUGGUGGUGGAUUUGAUGGUUACUGACUUACUGUCGUGAAGUUGCGCCUGCCAUUGGAGAUACUGCUCAGUUCCCAUCUCUUGGGGGCAAGUAACCAUCCUUGGAAACUCGUGCUAUAUCCUUCAGUUUUCCUCAUCAAGACUGAAGUGAUUCAUGCUGAGUGUUUGCCGGUCUGUUAAUUGUUAGUUGUCGUCAGUUUUAGAGUUUCUGCAAACUUAUGCAUGACAUGUUUUUUUUUUUAAGUUUGAAACAAUAGUCUUUUCUAUUUUGGUUUACCACUUAGUCUUUAUAGUUGUUUAUUGUCUUCUUAAUAUGCUUUUUUUUUCAUUCAACUCAUAGUCUCCCAUCUCUCUUGAUUUCUUAUAUACUCUUUACGUCAAAAUCUCAAGCGAUCAUAACCAAAAUCAGAUGAACCACUACAAAAAACGAGCCCCCAAAAGAGAUACCAACAUCUGGUUGUCUCAUUCUGAAUAACCAUUAACCUAUAAAUUUUUUUUUUUUGGUCAACAACCUAUAAAUAUAUAAUUCAGAAGAAAUAGAACAAAAUUGGUCAACCUAUUUAAGAUUUUUUUGUCCACUACAAAUCAUUUUCAACAAAGUCCACUAAAAACUAUAUAAA
Molecule: messenger RNA, 3119 nt
Organism: Brassica rapa (field mustard)
Lineage: Eukaryota; Viridiplantae; Streptophyta; Magnoliopsida; Brassicales; Brassicaceae
Product: DNA-directed RNA polymerase III subunit RPC10
Biological process (GO): regulation of DNA-templated transcription; DNA-templated transcription; termination of RNA polymerase III transcription
Cellular component (GO): RNA polymerase III complex
Molecular function (GO): nucleic acid binding; zinc ion binding
Source: RefSeq, a predicted model, not a curated record